Molecule: messenger RNA, 4051 nt
Organism: Cricetulus griseus (Chinese hamster)
Lineage: Eukaryota; Metazoa; Chordata; Mammalia; Rodentia; Cricetidae
Source: RefSeq, a predicted model, not a curated record
CCAUGGCGUCCAACAUGGACCGGGAGAUGAUCCUGGCGGAUUUUCAGGCAUGUACCGGCAUUGAAAACAUCGAUGAAGCUAUUACAUUGCUUGAACAAAAUAACUGGGACUUGGUGGCAGCUAUCAAUGGUGUAAUACCCCAGGAAAAUGGCAUUCUACAAAGUGACUUUGGAGGUGAGACCAUGCCAGGACCCCCAUUUGAUCCAGCAAGUCACCCCGCUCCAGCUCCAACCCCUUCAUCUUCAGCGUUCCGACCUGUAAUGCCAUCCAGACAGAUUGUAGAAAGGCAGCCUCGAAUGCUGGACUUCAGAGUUGAGUACAGAGACAGAAAUGUUGAUGUGGUACUUGAAGACAGCUGUACUGUUGGAGAGAUUAAACAGAUUCUAGAAAAUGAACUUCAGAUACCUGUGCCUAAAAUGCUGUUAAAAGGCUGGAAGACUGGAGAUGUGGAAGACAGUACGGUCUUAAAAUCACUACACUUGCCAAAAAACAACAGUCUUUAUGUCCUUACACCAGACCUGCCACCACCUUCAUCAUCUAGUCAUGCUGGUGCCCUGCAGGAGUCAUUAAAUCAAAACUUCAUGCUGAUCAUCACCCACCGAGAAGUCCAGCGGGAGUACAACCUGAACUUCUCAGGAAGCAGUACCAUUCAAGAGGUAAAGAGAAAUGUGUAUGACCUUACAAGUAUACCUGUUCGACAUCAGUUAUGGGAGGGCUGGCCAGCUUCUGCCACUGAUGACUCAAUGUGUCUUGCGGAAUCAGGGCUCUCUUAUCCCUGCCAUCGGCUUACUGUGGGCAGAAGAACUUCACCUAUACAGACCCGCGAGCAGUCAGAGGAGCAAAUCACGGAUGUUCAUAUGGUUAGUGAUAGUGAUGGAGAUGACUUUGAAGAUGCUUCAGAAUUUGGAGUGGAUGAUGGAGAAGUAUUUGGCAUGGCAUCCUCUGCCCUGAGAAAAUCUCCAAUGAUGCCAGAAAACGCAGAAAAUGAAGGAGAUGCCUUAUUACAAUUUACAGCAGAGUUUUCCUCAAGAUAUGGUGACUGCCAUCCUGUAUUUUUUAUUGGUUCAUUAGAAGCUGCUUUCCAAGAGGCCUUCUAUGUGAAAGCCCGAGACAGAAAGCUUCUUGCUAUCUACCUUCACCAUGAUGAAAGUGUACUAACCAACGUGUUCUGCUCACAAAUGCUUUGUGCUGAAUCCAUUGUUUCUUAUCUGAGUCAAAAUUUUAUAACCUGGGCUUGGGAUCUGACAAAGGACGCCAACAGAGCAAGAUUUCUGACUAUGUGCAAUAGACACUUCGGCAGUGUUAUUGCACAGACCAUUCGGACUCAAAAAACAGAUCAGUUUCCACUUUUCCUGAUUAUCAUGGGAAAACGGUCAUCUAAUGAAGUGUUAAAUGUGAUACAAGGUAAUACAACAGUGGAUGAGUUAAUGAUGAGACUCAUGGCUGCAAUGGAAAUUUUCUCAGCCCAACAACAGGAAGACAUAAAGGAUGAGAUGAAACUUUACCUGAAUCUUUCAUUUAAGGAUGAACGUGAAGCCAGAGAAAAUGUGAAGAGAGAGCAAGAUGAGGCCUAUCGCCUUUCCCUUGAAGCCGACAGGGCAAAGAGAGAAGCUCAUGAGAGAGAGAUGGCAGAACAGUUUCGUUUGGAGCAGAUUCGCAAAGAACAAGAAGAGGAGCGAGAGGCCAUCAGACUUUCCUUAGAACAAGCCCUGCCUCCAGAGCCAAAGGAAGAAAAUGCUGAGCCUGUUAGCAAGUUGCGGAUCCGAACCCCCAGUGGCGAGUUCCUGGAGCGGCGUUUCCUGGCCAGCAGUAAGCUCCAGAUUGUCUUUGAUUUCGUGGCUUCCAAAGGAUUUCCAUGGGAUGAAUUCAAGUUACUGAGCACCUUUCCUAGGAGAGAUGUAACUCAGCUAGACCCCAAUAAGUCAUUAUUGGAGGUAAAGUUGUUCCCUCAAGAAACCCUUUUCCUUGAAGCAAAGGAGUAAACAUGACUCAGCGGUGGAAGCAGCCACUUCUGACAAGCCAGUGGCACAUGUCAAGAGAUGAGCUCCUCACCAACCCACCCACAUGCUCUUCUCACUCACUUCAAUGUCACACUUCUGCCUCUUGCAAGAUUGCUGGAAAAAAGUAAUAAACAUAGCUACUUAAAAUUUCCCAUCCAUGAGUGUAUGUUCCCCACCCCUCCUGAUGGAGUUCUGUAGCUCCAUUGCCCUCUCCUGAUACCUGCACUUUCACCCUUGUUUAAUAACUAACGUACUGUUAAGUGUCAGUGACCCCUGGUAGAACUUUUACCUCUCGAGUUCCCACCUUUCCCCUUCAAUGUCCAGGAUAGUUCUCUUUGUCCUUGACAUCAGAAUGCUGUGUAUUUGAUAUGUGUCAUUGAGCCAGGGCUCAUACCUCUGCUUUUUUAUGCCCAUAACUAGAUUUUAAGUUUAUCACCUAAUUUUAAAAGGCAGCAAACAAAAGUCAAUUAGGACAUUCUUGGCCUGGAGUUUAGACAUUUUGGGGUAGGGAAAUAUAUCAUAUAUCUGACUCCUUUACUAAGACGUGAGUUUUUGUUGGAGGACUGAUUUGACAUAUAUGAAAAGUAUUUAUUAUAUACUGCUGUCAUGACCUCCAUAUUCCAUCUUGGAGGAAUUUUUUGUUUCAUUGCAGCCUGGGGAACUGAUCAAGUACACAGUGUGUUGAGGUAGUAUGCAGAGACUGCCAGUACUAAGACUUGCUAUUGGCCAGCUGUGGGAAGCUGUUACUCAGCUUACAUUGAGGCAUUUAGAAUUUCCCAGGUACCUGCUACCAAGUUGCUGGCACAUCAGUGUACACCACACACAAUUCUCCUGCUUUUCCUCCCUCUUCUACUUCAUACAGCUGUCACUUGGUGGGGUGUUUGUUUCCUUUUUUAGGCUUUUGGGGACCAGAUCUCACUAUGUAGCUCAGGCCUCAAACUUGCAGUCAUCUACUUCAGCUUCCCAAGUGGUAGGAUAACAGGCAUGCCCCAUAAUACCUGGCCAUCACUUGGUGUUUUAAACACCUUCUCUAUUGCCAAAAUCAGCUGCCCUGUGGAGUCUCCUGCAAUAAGGGACUUGCUCUAUAAUUUUAGUUUUUGGAUGUUUUAAUAUUAGAUAUUGGAUUUAUAUCCCAAAUAAAAGGUAUCUCAUCCUUUGGCUAAAAAUUCAGACUUCAUAUAUUUAAGAGAGCAAAUUUGGGGGCUUAGCCUAGAAUUCAUGUGUUGCCUGAAUUGAUAUGUAGUAAUCUGGGGUUUGAUUUGUAGAUGUGGACUUCGUUAAUCUAUGGAUUUAGGAUUUGGGGUAGUUCAUAAGAAUAUUUAUAUCUUCACAGCCAAACAAGUUCCUUUUAGUCUUGAAAUGUUCUCUAUGGAGGUUUUUGUAUCAUCUCUAGUCUUUAUCUUUAGAGCUGGCCUCCCAGUCUGGUUAUUUUGUAAGUGUGUUAGGUGUGUUUCCCUGGUUCCAUUAUGGGGUUCUGAGAAGACUUAACCAAAGCUGAAGAUAUGUCUGGUCACUUUUCCCUCUACUCAAAAAGUAUUGGCCUGGAAAAGUCACCUGUUUUCCUCUGAUGCUCAGCCAAGAACGUUCCCUGAAAACUCUUCUGAGGGAUUGUUGCUAAUGCCACUACGCUUCAUCCGCCAACUGCCUGAGAAGAAGGGAGCUGACUGUGAAGGGAGUUCCACCUAAGCACUUUCUCUCCAGCUCUGCUCCUUCCUUCCUUCCUAAUCGAGUGGCACCACAAGCUGACAUUUCCGAAGCUGCAGCUGUACUAGGGCACCAGCUCUUUUUCCAGCUAGACCUUGUUCUGUAGCUGCUGUGAGAAGCCACGGCCCUGAACUCAAGCCAUACUCAGAAACAGCAGCCAGGGUAUGGGCAGGGGUUUGAGAGGUCUCUGAACUCACUCUUAUGUUUAACCUGUUCCAUCUGAUCUGGAUUUGACUUCAUUAUAUGAUUCCCUACCAUUCCUGUUUACUUCUGUAUACCAACAUAUAGACUUUACUCUGAAACCAAUUUCCUAAACCUUAUUAAAUGUUACUUGAAUGUGUGUGAAA